Dicrocoelium dendriticum is the source of this 1791-nucleotide messenger RNA. NCBI's taxonomy places the organism in Eukaryota, Metazoa, Platyhelminthes, Trematoda, Plagiorchiida, Dicrocoeliidae. The record is from the annotation of a GenBank genome assembly.
CGAUUCGCACGCGCGAAUUCAACAUUUUUUCUCGUUUGUAUUUUUUGGUGAGUUCGUUCCUUUUUCUCGAUUAUAUACCUAUAUUCAUUUGUUUCUUGCGUAAUUUUAGUACUUUAUCGUAUUUUGUUCGUUCUUUAUCUUUCGACUCACAUUUCGAGAGUGGCAUCUGAGUCGUUUCACAGCGUAACCAUGCUUACUUUGGCUGUUCCAAGUUUCAUGGAACACAGUCCAGAAGUUUGGUUUAAGAUAUUCGAGAUCGAGCUAGAAAAUAAGGGCAUAACGGCGGACCGUCCAAGGUACAAUCAGCUCGUCCCACGCCUUCCUCCGUCGGUAGUGACGCUGAUUGAGGACAUUCUACUCUGCCCAUCGAAUGAGGCAAAGUAUGAAACGAUGAAGCAAGCGAUAUUGAAAGAGUUACGACCCAGCGCACGAGCACGAUUUGAGCAGCUCAAUGGUCUCAAGCUUGGAGAUCGCAAGCCGUCGGCAUUGCUCCGCGAACUUCAGCGCAUCGCUGGUCCCUUAUUCUUGAGCGAAGAAGGGAUAAAGGAGCUGUGGUUUGCACGUCUCCCAGAGCCAUUGCCGGUAAUGCUGUCCAUGUUUAUAGAUGCAUCCCUGAAAGACUUAGCUACCAAGGCAGACGCUGCGUUCGAACGUUUUCCGCGGCAGACGACCAGUAACUCCGGUAACGUAUUCUCACCGAUGAAAACCGAAUCCCAUGUUUGUUUCCAGUCGCUAGACCGAUCUGACUCUAAAGACGAGGAAAUUGCGCUACUUCGCAGCAGGAUAGCGGCAAUAAAGGCUUCGAAGCAGCGUGUGCCACGGUCAAAUGCUGACCACGUUUUGGCUACCGUUCAUUGCGGCUCGUCUGUGCCUGCACCGUGUACGUCACGUUCGGCACGAAAGCGCCACAUUUUCCUUACAAGUUCUCAGUCAGAUACUGUCAAACCCAACGAAGAAGUGUGUUGGUAUCACCGCCAAUACGGUGGAAGAGCUAGACGUUGUCGGGCUCCCUGCAUUAGGCACGACCCAGCUGCUUCAGGGAAAAGGAAUAGCCCGCAUACUAGCACUACUAACGUAUCACUCAAUAACCAAGCAAAGCGACUGUUUUACGUGAAGGAUCGACGUUCUUCCAUCACGUUCCUCAUCGACACAGGAGCGGAAGUCAGCGUCAUCCCAGCGACCGCUAGCGACAAGCACUCGAAGCCUACGUACAAUUUGCGUGCGGCCAACGGUUCUCCUAUAGGUUCAUUCGGUCAGCGCAUGAUGAACCUAGACCUUAAGCUUCGCCGAGAUUUUCAGUGGGUCUUCAUGGUUGCGUCUGUACCCUUCGCAAUUAUCUGCAUGGACUUCCUCCGACAUUUUGGGUUGCUUGUUGAUGCUGGUCGCCACAGACUUUUAGACGAUUGUACGAAACUAGGUGUUGAUGGAGUCCUUUCAGAUGCCCCGAUAAUCAGCCCAGUAUUUCGGAUCGCAGACGCACCGUCCGACUACUUGAGCCUCCUCUUCGAAUACCCGCGACUGGUUCGACCGGCUGCAGAGCUUCCACCAGUCACGACAGAGGUCGCUCACCACAUAGUUACGCGCGGUCAACCAGUUAGCGCACGACCAAGACGGCUUGCUCCAGACAAACUACGGGCAGCACGAGCCGAAUUUGAUCACAUGCUUCAACUUGGUAUCGUCAGACCGUCCAACAGCCCAUGGGCGUCGCCUCUGCACAUGGUCCCGAAGAAGGUUGUGGGGGACUGGCGUCCUUGCGGCGACUAUCGAACCUUGAAUACGGUAACCACGCCU